Messenger RNA from Alligator sinensis (Chinese alligator), 610 nucleotides. It is a transcript of the gene CFAP97D1, whose product is annotated as CFAP97 domain containing 1. NCBI's taxonomy places the organism in Eukaryota, Metazoa, Chordata, Crocodylia, Alligatoridae. Bases 74 to 610 code for a protein of 178 amino acids. The transcript is spliced from 6 exons. The record is from RefSeq and is a predicted model, not a curated record. Gene Ontology annotation, biological process: sperm axoneme assembly.
GUGAAGACAAGGACAUUGAAGGGAAUGGAGAGAGGAUGCAACCUCCUUACUCGGCACCUGAGAAGAGGCACAGAUGGGCAGUGUAGCUUAUCCUGUGAUUGUUGCCAAUUACAGGCAAAGUCCUACCAGGAAGAAAAAGGUAGAUACUGAUCACAACUCAAGGAACAAACAACCACCUGCACCUCAUGUUGAUAACAAACCCCCUAAAGUACAGAUACACCAUCACUUUAAAGUGAGCAGGAUUCAGGAAGACCAGAAAAGAAUUGCUAGCAUUGAAAGAGAAAACAAGAAACUUUUGGAGAAGUUAGCUGAGAUAUACCGUGGAAAAGGGAUAGUGGAUUGCUGGAAUGAAUACCGCCAAAAGAGCUCAAAUAGAGAGAAACAGAACAGGGAAAUAGUGAAGAUCACUUUGGAAAACCAAAGAAUUCUGAAGAAACUUGGUAACCUCAAAGCUACUUAUGAUCAUAGGAAGUAUGAGAUUGAUUGGCAGGAGAAUAUGCCAUACAUGGAGAUUCAGUGGAGACUCAGCACAUCUUGUCCUGUAAAGGAUGUAUGUAACAACUGGCUGAAGUUUUCUUGGAAUUUUAGAAUAAAUUGGAGCAUUGAGUGA